Messenger RNA from Lacerta agilis (Sand lizard), 1764 nucleotides. RefSeq names its product cyclin B1 interacting protein 1 (gene CCNB1IP1). The transcript is spliced from 3 exons. Bases 157 to 1002 code for a protein of 281 amino acids. Gene Ontology annotation, cellular component: synaptonemal complex. Gene Ontology annotation, biological process: reciprocal meiotic recombination. The record is from RefSeq and is a predicted model, not a curated record. Lineage: Eukaryota; Metazoa; Chordata; Lepidosauria; Squamata; Lacertidae. Gene Ontology annotation, molecular function: ubiquitin protein ligase activity.
UGCUAAAUGAACACAUAAUGAUCUUAAGUCCAGUUCUCUGCCAGGCAGCCAUAGCCUAUAAGCAAUUUGAAAAUCCUGGCAUUAAUACUUAUUUCAUUUUAUAGGUGUGUUAUGGUGAAUGCAACGUUUCCAUCUCAUAGAAAGUACUUUUAAUACAUGUGCAUUGGCUCCAUCAACAUGUCUGUCUGUGAGGAUAUGCUUCUUUGCAAUUACCGCAAAUGCCGAGUCAAACUUUCAGGCUAUGCAUGGGUCACAGCCUGCUCACAUAUCUUCUGUGACCAACAUGGCAGUGGAGAAUUUAGCCGCUCACCAGCAGUCUGCCCUGCUUGCACCAGUGCUCUCUCUGGUAAACUGGAUAUUGUUCGAACAGAACUCAGUCCUUCUGAGGAAUAUAAGGCCAUGGUCCUAUCUGGACUGCGACCAGAGAUUAUUCUGGACAUCAGUUCCAGGGCUCUGGCUUUCUGGACAUACCAGGUUCAUCAGGAGCGCCUAUACCAAGAAUAUACCUACAGCAAGGCAGAGGGCCAUCUGAAGCAGAUGGAGAAAGUCUACACCCAGCAACUCCAGAGCAAAGAUGUGGAGCUGACUUCCAUGAAGAGUGAGGUCUCCUCCCUAAAGAAAGUACUGGAGGAAUACAAAAAGAAAUUCACUGAGCUCUCAGAGAAACUCAUGGAGCGCAAUCGGCAGUACCAGAAACUGCAGGGCCUCUAUGACAGCCUACGCUUGCGCAACAUUGCUGUGGCCAACCAGGAGGCAGGCCAAGAGCCUCCUAUGAUGCCCCAGCCUCCUGUAUUUGGUUUCUCUUUGGGUAAUACUGCCAGGUUCUCUGAGAAUGCAACACCUAUCCAGGGCUGGCGUGGUGAUGGGGACUUCCAUUUCAAACCCUUCUUUGCUGCCUCUCCACCACUGGGCGAGUCUAGCAACAGCUUCUUUACCUCUCCUGGCAAUGGUUUGGAACAGCAAGCAGGAGGCAACAAGGCAUACAAAAUUAAGAGAAUAUAAAUUGUAAUUUAUGUUGACGGUUUAGGCCUUUUUGAAUAUCCAGGUUAGGCAUGAAAUGCUUGUUGGACUGAAAUGCUUGUUGCAGACUUGAGGCUUUUAAAAGAACCCAAAGGCCAGAUCUCAGUGAAGUUUAAUGCAUGUUAAAUUUCCUGAAAUCUUAGAAGUAGCAAAUCUUAAAGGAAGAGAGCCUGCAGUGAGGACUAAAGGAGUAAAUGCUCCAGUUAAAACCAAUUCCUUUCUAAGCUUCUUUCUCUCAGCAGAGUGUUCCAGUUGUUGCUAAUGGUUACUAUAGCCACCGGCACCUCUAGAUAUUGUUGCAUAUAUGCUGUCAUUGUUCCAUUACUCAGCAACAUUAAUUUCCGUCCUGCAACAUACGAUUAUGACUCUGGCUCUCACACAAAUUAUGAUUCCUUAAAGUGAAAUGUGAAAGCUUGCUUCACCAUGUCAUUUUUUCUGGCACUAAGGCUGCAAUCUUACAUAUACUUUCCUGGUAAUAAGGUCUAUUGAACUCUUUGGUGUCUGCGUACAGAUGUAUAGGAUUGCAGCCUAAUUGUUUAAUUACUAUAUUGUUGCAACUAAUGUGUUAUGUGAUCUUUCCUCCUGAUGAUUGCUUUGAACUGCCACAUUUGUGUUGUAAAUGUAAUGGUACUUUCCCCCCUCCAAUUACGUGCAUAAACAUGUUUGCAAGCCUGUGUUUGAUUUGUUCACUGCUUAUUGAAACAGGUGGGGUUGAGUUUUUUUGUGGGGUGUGGGGUGGGGAGG